AAAAGUUUAGAUGCUUCCUGGUGAAGGUUUCAAGGGAGCAGUUCUCCCAUCAACUUAGCUAGAAGUUGGGGCUCUUGUUACUUUUGAAACAACAGGCCAUGCUUCUGGGGAACUUUAUAUCGGGGUGGGGAAUCUUCUUUGGGUCAAGGGCCACUAACCCACAAAACAAUCAGUCAGGGGCCACGCAAGUGAGAAGCAACCACAAACAACACUCCCCAAAACCCUCUCCGGGGGAGCUGUGUUAGUCGGUAACUUUAAAAACAACGAGUAGUCCUGUGGCACCUUAGAGACUAACCCACUUCCUCAGAUGAUGAGCUGGAGUAGAAAUAGCAGAAACCAAGUUAUUCAUAAUGGGGGGAAAAGAGGUACCUGUCAAUUGUAGGAGUGGUGCUAAUGAGGCUAAUUAAGUGGGCUGGGGGUGGCCCAUACUUAGGUUUAGAUGUAAAAAAUGCAGUUGUUAGAGGCAGGGGAGACUGGAGACAUUUAGUUAAUGGCUUUGUUCAAGCCCAGGGAAACCAUGUCAGAUCAGUAGAUGAAUGCCAGGUCCGCACUCUCAUGCCGUAAUUGGCUGGUGAAAUUCCUUUGUAGAAGAAUGGCUACUUAAAAAACAAAACCCUGCACUGAGGAGCACUCUCACAAAACCCACACAAACCCCUUGCUGGGAAGUUCUUUUUGAUUUAAUAUUUGAGUGCAAUGUCUGAGUUUGCUUUUCCUUGCAGGGUGCUCGGACGGGCCCGUCUCUGACCAAUCCUUCCUCCCUUUUCUGGGGGCCUCGUGCAGGGAAGGGCCUCGGGGACGCCCGGUCUCUCCCACUCACCUCCUUAACGGAUUUUGGGAGGAGUUGCUGGCAGCACCUGGCUGGGGCUGGACACUGCAGGGAGGGGCUACCUGGCAUGGCUCCCUGCUGCAGCCGCCCCAGGUGACGCCUGCCGUCUCCCUGCUGCUGCCCAGCACGGCUCUGGGGGGCGAGCACUCCCGCAGAGAAGGGGCUCCGGAACUUCCUGUGCUGCAGCCUGUCUGCCUGGCAAGGCUGCCCCUCCGGCCACCUCCCCUGUGCGUGCCUCCUCACGUACGUGCAGGACGAGGAGCCAGAAGUGUCCAACCUGAACCCCCAACAGGCUGGACUGAACUGUCCAAGGGGCCGGAUUCGGCCCCCAGGCCAUAGGUUCCCCACCCCUGCUUGAUACGUUACAUAAAUGUUCCACGUACUCGUUGCCUGGCUGGAAAGUGGGUCACAGUCCUGGUAAAGCAUUGUCAGUGGGUUGGGAUUUGUAAAUAAGCCGCCUCUACCACAAAACCCAGUCCUUGAAUAAACCUCUUGCUUAGUAGCUAUUGUUUCAAAGCAGCCUGCAGCCACACACCAGCGAUAUUCACAGUGGCCGCUUAAUGCGUCUCCUGCGGUUCUUCGCAAUCCAUGAUUUAAAGCCCGGGGUGAUUUAAUUAUUAACCGCGCUAAGCUAUUAACCAAUCAGGGUGCUUUUACGAUGUUCUUCGCCAGUUAGCAAUAAACUUGCGCCAAGUUCUUCACUCCUUUGCUGGCAACGCGGAUUGUUCCAUUUUCUACUGUGCUGUGCGUGUGACUCGUUGUUCCACUGUUUGAGCCAGGGAUGUGCUGACCCCGAUUUCUAAGGAUCUCCUUAAAAAUAUUCCUCAAUCGUUUUGCAGUGCCAGUUUUCAAUGGGGAGUGUGGGAUAUUCGUGGGAAAUCUGCUGUUGUUUUCUCCACAACUAUUUAAGGAGGCAGCACAUCUUUGCAAACAAACACCUAAUAGGAGGACUUACUAGGAAACUACCCACAGCACAUUCGUUAGUUUGUGAGACUGAGAAUGAAGAUUCUGUCAGGGUGUCAACCUCUAGAAUUUUAAACAAACCAACCCGAUUUUUUGCUCCUUUGGAAUGUUUUUAUGAGCACAGCAGAGAGCUUUUUGCUUGGCUGGCCAAAGCAGAGAAGGCAUCCCAACCUCGCCAUCAGUGGCAUGGCAAACCUGGGACAGGGGUUUCCCAGGAGCUUUCUGUAAUAACUGCCUGCUGAUUUUCAAUACGGCAGAACCCCUCUGGCCAGUCACAGCACUUAAUGCACUUCCAUGGGGUAACUAACCACUGGAACAAAUUACUAAGGCUUUGGUGGAUUCUCCCUCCCUGCAAAUGUUUCAGUCCAGAUUGGAUAUUUCUCUAAAAUCUGUGUUCUAGACAAAGAGGAAUUAAUUCAGGCACGGCCUGUCUCUGACCUGCGUUAUCAGAAGGUGAUUACAGCGUUCCCUGCUGGCCUUAGAAAUGUAUGAAUUACAGGGUGAUGGGUGGGAGAAAAAAACAAGAGCUGCAGAAGGGAAAGUAACUGGAUUCUGUUCUGGCUGGCCCAUCAUCCCUGUAGUUGUUAAGGACUUGCCAGUGCAGAAACUGCACCUUGAAGUGUUUGCUUCAACUAACUACUCUUUAACACCAGCUGAAUCAGGGUUACCAGUGGUGACCUGCGUGCCAGGAAAGUCGCAAUCUGACUUCCGUGUACUAGGCCAAGUCUUUACAGUCAACAUUAGAAAAGAGCAAACCUGUUUUGUCCAUAAACAUUUUAAUUACAGCGAAACAUAGAUCAUGGCAAUCUUGCUUUACUCUGAAAAUGUCUCUGAAGUAAUAAUGUGCUUUUUUUUGUUUGUGGUGGAUUUAUACCCAGUUUUGUCCCUGUAGGCUUAUGACCUGUGCGUGUCACUGUGACUUCAAAACAUCUUGAAACUCAAAGUGAAACUCACUGAAGCGAGUGGUUUUGCUUGGCUAGGAAAAAACAAACCAACCCACCAAACACUCUAUGGUUUCCAACAAUAACAACAGAACCCAAGUGAGCAGAGGUUCAUUCAACACUCUACCUGCCCUCAUUCAAAACUUGGCUCCAUCGACUUUCUGACAAGCUGGUUUGCUCAGAGUUUUUAGAUCAUUGUCCUUUUGGGCUCAGCAUUUUUUUGUAAUGCUUGGGAUUAAUCCUGCAGCAGAAGCUAAACAUCUUGGUUAGAAUAUUUUUCUAACCAGGAAAUACAUUUUACCAUAUUCUGAUCUCGUCUUCAUUGAAGUCUGGAGUGCUUUACUGCUUUGCUGUGGGUUGACACCAAUGUAACUGAGAUCGGCAUCUGGACUCUAAGCAUGAGCUGACAGAUUAAGUGACCGCCCAGGAAAUGGAAAAGCAAACACAAGCUAUCAAGAUGGAUGUCAGUGCGGCACCGCCACUUCUAAUGGAAAGAAAGGUUCAUGUCCAGCUCCGUUGGAGACAGAUCAUCCAAGCCAAACUGAGGAAGAGCUGUUCCUGCACGACUAAGAGACUGAAGAACAUAGUCAUGGGCUUCUUCCCUGUGUUACGGUGGCUUCCCAAGUACCGCUGCCGAGAAUACAUAUGGGGGGACGUUAUGUCCGGGGUGGUGAUUGGUAUCAUUUUGGUGCCCCAAGCAAUAGCGUAUUCGCUGCUAGCUGGGCUGCAGCCUAUUUAUAGCCUGUACACCUCGUUCUUUGCCAACCUCAUUUAUUUCCUGAUGGGCACCUCUCGCCAUGUGUCGGUUGGCAUUUUCAGCCUCUUAUGUCUCAUGGUCGGGCAGGUUGUGGACAGGGAGCUCCUCUUGGCGGGGUUUGACCCUAAUGACGAGGCUGACGCCGCCCGCCACAGCGACAGGUGGAACGGCAGCCAUUGGAAUGGGACCGCCUUCAACCUGACAUUGGGGGCGUGGAGUGCGGCGUGCGGGAAAGACUGCUACGCCAUCGGAGUCGCUACCGCCUUGACUUUUCUGGCGGGAGUUUAUCAGGUUCUGAUGGGCGUCUUUCGUCUAGGAUUUGUCUCCGUGUACCUUUCCGAGCCCGUGCUGGAUGGGUUUGCAACAGGCGCUUCGUUAAUCAUUUUAACGGCCCAAGUGAAGUACCUGAUCGGAGUAAAAAUCCCACGCAGCCAAGGGCAUGGGAUCUUGGUAACCACCUGGAUUAGUAUUUUUCAAAACAUUACUCAAGCCAACCCAUGCGACGUGAUCACGAGCGCGGUUUGCAUUGCUGUGCUCGUCGCUGCAAAAGAGCUGGGCGAUCGGUACAAGCGUCAGCUGAAAAUGCCACUGCCCACGGAGCUGGUGGUUAUCAUUGUAGCUACCCUGGUCUCCCACUAUGGGAAGCUGAAUGAAGUGUACGCCUCCAGUGUUUCGGGUGCAAUCCCAACCGGAUUUAUUCCCCCAGAGCUGCCCCAUUUUCAGCUGAUGCGACGGGUGGCGGUGGAUGCGGUGCCGCUGGCCAUCGUUGGCUUUGCAUUCACUAUCUCCCUCUCCGAAAUGUUUGCCAAGAAGUACGCCUACACAGUCCGCCCCAAUCAGGAAAUGUUCGCCAUCGGGUUCUGCAACAUCAUCCCUUCCUUCUUCCACUGUUUCGCCACCAGCGCCGCCCUGGCGAAAACGCUCGUGAAAACGUCCACGGGCUGCCAGACACAGGUCUCCAGCGUCGUCAGCGCGGCGGUCGUGCUGCUGGUGCUGCUCUUCCUGGCGCCGCUGUUCUACUCUUUGCAAAAGUGCGUUUUGGCGUGCAUCAUCAUCGUCAGCCUCCGCGGGGCUCUGCGCAAGUUUCGAGACCUGCCCCAGCGGUGCCGUGUGAACAAAGUGGACGCGCUGGUCUGGGGCGUUACUGUCUUCUCGUCUGCCCUGAUCAGCACAGAAAUGGGGCUUUUGGUGGGGGUCGUCUUUUCCAUGCUGUGCAUCAUUGUUCGCACGCAGCGACCCCGGACCGGCCUGCUGGGUCAGAUCCAGGGCACGGCCUUCUACGAAGAUGACUGGGAAUAUGAAAGUCUCUCUCCUGUCCCCCACGCCAAAAUAUUCCGUUUUGAGGCACCACUGUAUUAUGCAAAUAAAGACUUUUUUCUGAAGUCUCUCUACAGAAGGACUGGGCUAGAGCCUACUCUGGAAGCUGCUAGAAGGAGAAAGACUGAGAAGAAGCAAAAAGAGCACCUGAAAAAGGGAAACCGAGGCUCAGUUGUUAAGGGAUUGGAUGAGGCAGAGACAGCCUCCCACCUGGUCCCUAAACAAAUAGAUUUCCACACCAUCAUCAUCGACUGUUCUUCAGUUACGUUUCUGGACUCGGCCGGGAUCAUCACAUUAAAGGAAAUCCAGAAAGAUUACAAUGAGCUAAACAUCACCGUUCUUCUGGCUUGCUGCAGCCCCUCAGUGAUUGACUCUCUGGCAAGAGGGGGCUACUUUGGGGAGGAGGACAAAAAGAUGCACGAACUGCUCUUCUAUAGCAUCCACGGGGCUGUGCAGUUUGCCCGGGACAGACCGGUUUUGGCGGGGGGCUCUGCUGUUUAGUUUCAAAGGGCCAUAUGUGUCCCUGUUACGUAAAAGUCGGCAGACAUCUCUGCCCGCGGGACAGGAGAAAGCAAGCAGCUCCGCAGCGCCACAUCUCACCUGCAGAUGGCGCAACUAGGGGUGUGGUCAGGGAUCAGAUGGGAGGAGUCAGGCGGGC
Messenger RNA from Pelodiscus sinensis (Chinese soft-shelled turtle), 5462 nucleotides. It is a transcript of the gene SLC26A1, whose product is annotated as solute carrier family 26 member 1. Gene Ontology annotation, molecular function: secondary active sulfate transmembrane transporter activity. The record is from RefSeq and is a predicted model, not a curated record. Lineage: Eukaryota; Metazoa; Chordata; Testudines; Trionychidae. Gene Ontology annotation, cellular component: membrane. Gene Ontology annotation, biological process: sulfate transmembrane transport.